This is a messenger RNA of Nasonia vitripennis (jewel wasp), 394 nucleotides long. Its product is annotated as 58 kDa phosphoprotein. The transcript is spliced from 3 exons. The coding region runs from base 77 to 292 and encodes 71 amino acids. NCBI's taxonomy places the organism in Eukaryota, Metazoa, Arthropoda, Insecta, Hymenoptera, Pteromalidae. The record is from RefSeq and is a predicted model, not a curated record.
GAAAAUAAGUGGUGAAAAAAUUGGAUUUUCGUGUAUAAAUAGUGGAUGCUUGGAGUUCGAAGGCAUCAGUACCAAAAUGAAGUACUUCUUGCUUACCUUUGUUGUUGCACUAUGCUUGGCUUGCGCUUUGGCGCAAAUGCCAGGUGGCAUGCCCUAUGGCAUGCCCGGUGGUAUGCCUGACAUGAGCAAACUCAUGGGCAUGAUGAAAAACAUGAUGGGAGGUGCUAUGCCCGGUGGUGGCCCACCUGGUGGCCCACCACCACCACCGCCACAGGAAGGAGCCCAAGCUUAAGCCUGAUUUCGAAAUAUAGUAUUUUAGUUACUUUUAUCGAGAUAGCACAUUUGAAAUUAUUUACACUCAAAGAGAUGAAUAAAGCUUCAAAGUUGCACAAUA